UUCCUCUAAAGAUGGACAGAAACCUCUUUAUUGAUAAUUGUAAGGCAGUGGUGAUUCUUCCAAUUCUGACUGAGCUUUAAUUAGAGCCUCGAAAGUUCAAGUGUUGGACUUAACUAAACAUCAAUGCAUAAGUUCAAUAAUCAAACCCCCUACUUUUGCAAUGAUCGGUAUUCUCCUGUUGUUCAUUUUUAAACCCGCCGCUGCUCUUUAGCUUUUGUAUUAGACAAAAGUUUCUGUUGAACGGAAAUUUGCCAAUAAAACGAGAAACAAAUGACACUCACGUCAAAGGCUCCGUGUUUCAAGUCCAAGUUCAUCACCGCUGAGCUGGCUCGUCUGUUCAGCCAGUCGGACAGUGAGGAGGACUUCGAAGGUUUCAGUGAGGAUGAGGAAGGGGAGGACAGGAGAUCGUUUUACCAACGGCAAAAUACCAAGCUGGAUUCAGAUGAGAACACCGACUUUGACACAGGCUUCUACUCUGAUGAUGAGGGAGCCCCCCCGCCAAAGAGGAAGAGUCUUUUAGUCGCCCUGAGGUUUCCUGUCAAAAGAUUGUCAAGCCACAAACGGGAACUAAAAGAGAAAAAUGUCAAAAAGCCGGUCAAAGAAACUCCUCCUUCACAGAGAGCCAGAAGAAGUCAAAGAAUGAAGCAGCAGCAGCAGCAGCAGGAUGAAAAAGAGGAGGAGGAGGAAGAAGAAGAGGAGGUCCUGUCUCAGAGCCUUCGCAAACGAGACAAGAACAUCCAGGAAAACAAGGCCAUGCUGGCGAAGCUGUUUGCUGAUCUGAGCACCAUGGCUGACCUCACUCUGCCCACAACCCCUCAAAAAAAGAAGCGGGCAUCGGAGAAAGCGUCGACACGGAAACGCAAGUUGGCACCAGAGUUGGGGUCGGAAAGGAGGAACCCGUCUCGUAAAGCGCGUCCUCCUGAGAACUUUGCCGUGGAGGAGAAGAGCGAGCCGCUCGCCAUCAGAAACCCCAGGACUGUGGACAUCAGGAGACUGGUGGAGGUGGACGAGGACGUUAGUGGGAAAAAGAGGAGGCGGAGCCGCGGCUCCCGGAGGAGCCAGUAUGAGGUGAGGUCAGUGGACGACAUCACCCAAGAAGACCUGGACAACAUAGCUCAACGCAGCAAAGACAAGAUCUGGGACAAAGACACAGGCAGCUCGUGCCACCAGUGCAGACAGAAGACCCUGGACACCAAGACGGUUUGUCGCAGUGGCUUCUGUGUGGGGGGCAAAGGUCAGUUCUGCGGGCCGUGCCUGAAGAACCGCUACGGAGAGGAGGUCCGCGAUGUGCUGCUCGACCCGACGUGGUCGUGCCCCAUCUGCCGAGAGGUGUGUAACUGCAGUCUGUGCCGUAAGAAGGAGGGCCGCUGUGCCACCGGCAUCCUGGUGGGAUUGGCCCGCUACAACGGCCACGACAAUGUCCACGAGUACCUGGAGAGCAUUCAGAGGGAUCUGCUGUAAAGUCCAGAGAGAAGAAGCUGCUCCUACUGAUAGAAGCCUGAAGCAGGCUGACCUGCUGCACAGUACCGUGGAACUCGUUCUAAUGCACAUUUUUAGAUCAACCUUUUAUAGCUGAUUAGAAAAAGCAAGAAGACAAAAGUUUUUUUUUUUUUUAUACCCCUGUUUUAUAUAU
This is a messenger RNA of Pungitius pungitius (ninespine stickleback), 1633 nucleotides long. RefSeq names its product cell division cycle associated 7b (gene cdca7b). NCBI's taxonomy places the organism in Eukaryota, Metazoa, Chordata, Actinopteri, Perciformes, Gasterosteidae. The coding region runs from base 271 to 1461 and encodes 396 amino acids. The transcript has 10 exons. The record is from RefSeq and is a predicted model, not a curated record. Gene Ontology annotation, biological process: regulation of DNA-templated transcription. Gene Ontology annotation, cellular component: nucleus.